Paramecium sonneborni is the source of this 2228-nucleotide messenger RNA. Lineage: Eukaryota; Ciliophora; Oligohymenophorea; Peniculida; Parameciidae. The record is from the annotation of a GenBank genome assembly.
AUUUAUGUAAGCUUUAUCUCUUUAAAAGCUUGUGUUUUCUGCUCAAUAAAUGGCAUAAAAGGAACAUUUUGCUGGGAGUUGGGAAACUCUAGUAGAUAUGUUUGAGAAACGUUUGCAACUUUACAAAUAUAACAGAACUGCACUAAUACCUGAAUGCAAACCGACUAUAGGGAUUGAGUUUUAUCCUGCAAUUAAAAAUGAAAAAGAUCUUUUGCAUCAUAUAAUGAGAUUACACUUAUACUUACCAUAAGUUUUUUUUAAUCAUGCUCAAUUUUAUGAGUUUAGUACUGCCCUUGAUGAUAGAAACAUUUUCGAUAGACGUAAUGUAGGGUAUUGUUAUAAAAUAAUAUAAGUUCUCUUUUGGGCAUGGCAUUUAUGGGUAUUGUUGGUUUCUUAGCCUUGGGUUUUACAAUUAUGGGUAUGAUAGCUGGAGGAGUUUUAGGAGUUAUGCUUGGAAGGUAUGCAGGUCGUCGAAUGAAGAAGACAUUUGCAUCUCAAAAGGUAUUAUUAGAGUUUGAUAUCUAUUCAAUCAGAUUACGUUGUUUUAUUAAAUGGGCAGAGGAAAGAGGUAAAACUUACAGAUAUAAUGUCAAUUUUGUUAGAUUCAUAGCUGAGAAAUUGUUAUUAGAAAUGAAAACUGCUUUACAUUAUAAAUAAUUCAGUAAUGAAUAAUAAAAACAAGCUAGAAAGAUCAUACUUAAGGUAGCUGAAGUUAUUAAAGAGAAACACUUUAUUCAUGCUCUAAUUUUAUCUCUAAAAAUGUCUCAAGAAUAUUUACGCAUCUUGAAAUUGUUGAGUGAAAAUAGUGAAUUGAAUCGUGGAGAUAUUGAAGAAUAUUAGCAUUUUAAAAAUUUUAGAUCAGAACUUGAGGUAUGUUUAAUGAAGGCUGUUGACAAUGUUUUAAGACCCUUAGUUCGAUUGUUAGAGGAGUCUAAUCCAAAAUCUAAAGUACUGAAAAAAAUUAAAGAUUAAGCAAAUACUUUUUUAAUUUAAAAAGAGAUUAUAUAAUUGACUAAGUAAUUCCCAGAUCCGUAAAUGAGAAUAGCCUUUAUAAAGAUGUUAGCUGAGAAGAUGAAGUAACCAAUAAAAAAUGAAAGUAUAAUUUCAUAUUUGAAAAAACAACAUUUCAGAGACAUUGAGUAAAUUGGAAUAGUUAUAGAUCAACAAAUAGAUUAAUAGAGAGAUUGUUUGGAAUAAAAGUAGAUUGAAUUAGAAAUUGUUAAAGAAGAAGAUAUGGACUAACAUGGUUCUCCUUAAUAAUAAAUUAAAUCGCAAUUUUCAGCUGGUAGUGAGUCUGAAUUUUAACCUUUACAAGAAGAGGGUAUAAAAUCAACUAAAAAGUAAUAAGAUUAAUAGGAGUUAUUAUUAAAAAUAACUUAACAUCCAAAUUUGGUGUUUAUGAAGAUUGAUUCAAAUUAAGGAGACUAAAUAAUAUAGAAUUCAUUGGCUUAAUCUUUAAGUUCAGCUGAUAUUAAAUAAAUUUUGGAACCUGAAUAAUAAAUAAUUUUGUAACAUCAUUAAUCAGUAGAUAUAAAUUAGGUAAUUUAUUCAGAAGAGACAAUUAAAAAGUUUGAACUAUUUCUCAAAUUUUAUGAGGAAUCAACUGACACAUGGGAAUGUGUAACAACUAAGGAAGAUAUUUACAUUUAUAAAUCUAUGAAACCUGGUUGUGGUAGUGUUUUUCUAAAAGGACACUCAUUUAUUUAUGGUCAUGAUAAAUAAGUGGUUUUUAAUGCUGUUUAUUAGAAGGAGUUUAGAACUAAAUGGGAUAAAAUUAUGCAGAAAUUUAAUAUAGUAAGACAUGAGCGAGAAGAUAUUGAUAUUAUGUAUUAUAUAGUAGUACCACCGAUUCCAAUAGUUAGUACAAGAGAGUGGUUGUAAAGAAGAAUAUUAAGACAUGAUUUCCCUUACAAGGGAUAAAUAUGUUUAUUGUUUUAUUCAGUUGAUUUAGAAGAAUUUCCAAUAUCGAAGAGUCCAGUUCGUGCGCAUACUGAAAUAGCUGGUAUUUAAUUUAUUAUUAUUAAAAAAAAGGUUAUGUUUUUGAGAAUACACCUUCUGGCACCAAAAUUACAUUUGUCUCUAAUAAUGAUAUAAAAGGUUCAAUUCCUAAAUUAUUGGUAAAUCAUGCUAGUGCGAAGGGACCAUUUGGUUGGUUUGGUAAUCUUCGUAAAGCUUGUGAUUAAUACAAAAAACAUGAUGGUAAUCUCAAUAGAAUAGUUAUAUCAUGA